This is a messenger RNA of Penicillium samsonianum, 1362 nucleotides long. Its product is annotated as FAD-binding oxidoreductase. Gene Ontology annotation, molecular function: FAD binding. The coding region runs from base 1 to 1362 and encodes 453 amino acids. Lineage: Eukaryota; Fungi; Ascomycota; Eurotiomycetes; Eurotiales; Aspergillaceae. The record is from RefSeq and is a predicted model, not a curated record. The transcript is spliced from 4 exons.
AUGCCAAUUGCCGAAUUUGUACUUUAUAUCAGGGGUUGUCUGUCAGAAGAUGCAGCGAUUCUCACUGACAGGACGGACGCUCAUUUCUGGACAACCCCUAAACGAUGGUCAAAUAUAGGAGUGAAAGUACCAGGAGCUGUUGUAAGGCCCGCUUGUGAAGACGAUGUUGUUAAAGUGGUGAAAGCUGCAGCUACCACAUCAACACCAUUUGUUGCGGCCACAGGUGGACACAGCCCCUGGUCGUCAAUUGGAGAAGAUGGUCUUGUCAUUGAUAUGUCAAAUUUCAAAGGAGUCGAGGUAGACCCUUGUUGUGGGACAGUUCGAGUACGCGGAGGUGUCUUGCAUAAAGAGUUUCAGGUGGAACUAGCCCGCCAGGAACAAUGCACAGCUAUUGGAGAUGCGAACACUAUUGGCGUGAUCCCGUUCUUCCUCGGGGGUGGUAUCAGCCUUUACUCUGGACAAUUCGGCUUCGGCUCUGACAACAUCCUCUCUGCUCGUGUCGUCACAGCUGAUGGCUCCUUGGUUGAGACAAGCGACACGAUAAACCCGGAUCUGUUUUGGGCGAUCCGUGGGGCUGGGCAAUUCUUUGGAGUUGUUACGGAACUGACUAUUCGCACCUACCCUCUGUCCACCCUGGGCAGCAUGGUAGGAGGACAUUUUUUCCGUCAACUCAUCUUCCCCAUGUGUCAGGCAAGGGAGAUUGCUAUGAUUAUGAAGGAGCUCAUGGUCGAUCCAUCAACGCCUACAGCCGGCCAUUUAAUGAUAGUUUCUCGACCCCCAGAGUUUCAACAAGUUAUUGUGAUAAAUGCACACUACAUCGGUGACCCUGCUAAAGCUGAGUUCGCUUUCCAAAGGCUUACGGACCUCGAUCCGAUCGAAACAACGACACGGAUGCUUUUGUUCGAGAAUCACAGUGAUUUUCCACUCGCGAAAUCGUCACCCGGGGACUUCAGGAGCAUCAACCUAAUAGGCCUGGCCGAAUUUACAGCCGGAAAAUUCCUCGCAAUGGCUAAACUGCAUCAGGAUCUUAUAACAGAUUACCCAGACGCAAAAGGCACUCAGGUAAUCUUCGGAUGGCGUGCGCCGGCUUGCCAGCUUCCGAUCACGGAUACCUCCUUUGGUAAUGCAGGCCAACUAUUAUGGCUAGAGCCCUCUACCCAGGAACCUAUAACAGAGUUUGUCGCUGCAGGGGCACAUGUCGGGCGGAUCGGCUCAACAGAGGAUAAAUUUAUAUCUUACACCAACUCCAAUCGCGUUGAUCCUCUCCACUGGCGAUACAAAGGUGCAGAGAGGAUCGAGAGACUCAAACAACUCAAGAAAACAUGGGAUCCUACAGGCACUUUCUCACGGGAGUUCCUUUGA